UCGCAAUUUCCACUGAAGCCUAGUAUCGUGAUCUUGCAUUGGCAGUAGUCCAUGGUUUCAAAGAAAGAUGGACAUAUCAUCGAUUUGUCAUAUGAUCAUGAGAAUGCGAUUGGAAGGUGGGUGAAUUCGUUGCAGCAAUAUACCGCCCAACUUGGCCAGGCUCUCGAACGCACCAUGAACUUUUACACGCAAAUGAUCGACAUCGACACCUUACUAAGACACCCAAGGACAUGAUCUUCUGCACGGAAGUCUAAGACUCUCUCGAAUGGUAGAUACCCCUCGACAUCAUGAUCACUGUGCAUGUCAAUGGGCCCCGGUUUUUAUGGAUUCAUAGGAAAGUGCCGUUUGAUUGUGCGGCCGAGUGCGGUGCACGUUUGUGAGAGAGAUUUGCGGGUGGUUGAGAGUUGGACGGAAAUAUGCUGAAGUAUAGCAAUAUGUGAA
Serpula lacrymans var. lacrymans S7.9 is the source of this 441-nucleotide messenger RNA. RefSeq lists its product as uncharacterized. Bases 52 to 234 code for a protein of 60 amino acids. The record is from RefSeq and is a predicted model, not a curated record. NCBI's taxonomy places the organism in Eukaryota, Fungi, Basidiomycota, Agaricomycetes, Boletales, Serpulaceae. The transcript has a single exon.